UGCUGGGGCGGAUCUAACGGCGGAGCCGCGCGCUCAGUCACGGACAGAUUCGGAGCGGAAACGUCGUUCAUGUGCGGAGCAGAGGAAGCGCUCUGGCUGGAAGGAAGGGAUGAGAGCAGUUAGCGAGCGGACAGCUGCACAUCUGGAUGGGGAGGAAGAUCGGAGGAGAGCAGCGUGAAAGGAGAGAAGAAAGAGAGCAGGAGGAGGAGGGCAGCAGCCUUUGGUAACUCAACCUUACCUUCCUUCUUCAUUUUUCUUUCCACAAAAACCUUCAAUCCGCCGCUGAAAGCUGCGCCGCUCCAAGAAAACUUUUCUUCCCAAUAAGGUGAAAUCAAAUCAAAAAAGAAGAAAAAUCAUCUGUUAAAGUUCUGAGCUCACCUGAGAACUGCUCUGAUCAGAGAGAAAAACUUUGCUGCGGGAGCGGAGGAAGAAGACAUGUCUGCCUGAAAACAGGAGAGAAAAGAAAGGAGGAAAAGAAGACUCUCCUCCAGGAAAGUGUGUCGGAGCUGCUCCUCCGCGCGCCCGCCUGCAGCCUGCUCCUCCUCCACCUCCUCAUCUACAUCAUUACAAACAAGGGAGACCCAAUCAAGCGCGUAUCUCGUCGAUUCACGCACGCGCGCACGUGUGUGUUUGUUGUGAAGCGUGUCGCGCGCGCGCGCCCAUGCUGCCUGAAUGACUUGCCUCCCAGCAGAUGUUUUCUCGCAGCACACCUCGGGGAGCCUCCUCCUCCUCCUACUCCUCUGAAGCGGAGGAAGAGCUUGAAUGAAUGGAUCCGGAGAGGAGCUCCAGCGGCUGGUGCCAGAGGAGCGCAUGGAGCCUGUGAACUCGCCUGUUGCCACUGAGUCACACUGAGGAUCACAGGGAGACGCAAAAAAAAAGGGCGCAGAUCGGCCGUUAUUCUGUUGGACCCCCACCCUUACUCCACCACCUCCAUCAGAGCGGAGCGGUGAGCCGCGCGCUCCUCUCUGGCUCCUUCUCAUCCCGGUUUUUUUUUAUUUUAUUUCCCCGCAAAACUGCAGCCAAGUCCUCCGCCUUCAGCAGCUCGGUCUAUGCGGAGCCAGGCGGGGGAGAAACUGGAUCAAAGCUCCUAAGGAUAUCCCCCCCCCCCCCUACCCCCUUCCCUCCCUCCCCCCCUCCCCUCCCUGUUGCUGGGACCCUGAAGCCGACAUGCCGCGGAGGAAGCAGCAGGCGCCCCGGCGCGCCGCAGCUUAUGUCCCAGAUGAUGAGAAGGAAGUAGCCUUGUUGGAUGAGGAUGUAGAUGGUGAAGAAUCUGCACAAGAAGGCGAAGAACCUGCAAGCAAGUUCCUUUGUCAGGACAAGGAUUUCCUUUUCAAGGAAAGGCCAGAAUCUGCUGGCAUCCAUGGCUCCCCCAACGCAGCUGACUUUUCUGGUCAGGAACUGGACAGUGAAUCUCACUUGAGUGAAUCAUCAGACAGAAUGUCAGAUUUUGAAAGCUCCUCCCUUAAAAAUGAGGAUGAUGUCCUUCUUUCUAAAGACCUUUCCAAUGAACUGUCUCCCAACUCCUCUUCAGUCAUGAUGGCUGCCACUAAUGCUGCUUCCUCAGUAAGUGGAGAAGAGGCUAUUUUGGCUGCCACAAGUUCUGUGGCUGACAGCCUGGAGAAAAUGAAGGCAAUUUACACUUCCUUUCUGAGCAAUUCCUAUUGGUCAACGCUGAAUCUGAACCUGAGUCAACCUCCUGCAGAGAAGCCCCCUCGCAGUCACAGUAGCAGUAGUAGCAGCAGCAGCAGCAGUAGCUGUGGUAGCGGAGGUUACGACUGGCAUCAAUCUGCAGUGGCUAAAAGUCUCCAGCAGGCUUCCCAGAACCACCACAACAGACUAAGUUUGGUGCAGCAUCCUACAGUAGCGGUAACAACAGCUUCUACAGAACCCAACCUCUUCAGCACUGUCCAGCUCUACCGCCAAAGCUCCAAACUAUACGGCUCUAUAUUCACUGGUGCCAGCAAGUUCCGUUGUAAAGACUGCAGUGCUGCGUAUGACACUCUGGUGGAGCUUACUGUGCACAUGAAUGAGACAGGCCACUAUCGUGAUGAUAACCAUGAGACAGACAGUGAGGGAACAAAACGUUGGUCAAAACCCAGGAAACGCUCCUUACUAGAAAUGGAAGGGAAAGAAGAUGCACAAAAAGUACUUAAGUGUAUGUACUGUGGACAUUCCUUUGAAUCCCUCCAAGAUCUCAGUGUCCACAUGAUCAAGACUAAACACUACCAGAAAGUGCCUCUGAAGGAACCUGUUACACCGGUAGCCGCAAAGAUUAUCUCCUCUGCUCGAAAAAGAGCCCCCGUUGAUUUGGAAAUCCCCAGUUCACCCGACUCUAAUGGAGGCACCACACCUAAGCCAACCACCUUCAGUGACACGAACGACAUACUGCAAAAGAUCAGCAACCCAUACAUUACACCUAACAAUCGCUAUGGGCAUCAGAAUGGUGCCAGCUACGCCUGGCAGUUUGAAUCCAGGAAGUCGCAAAUCCUCAAAUGCAUGGAGUGUGGCAGCUCUCAUGACUCCCUGCAGGAACUUACUGCUCAUAUGAUGGUGACAGGACACUUUAUUAAAGUUACAAAUUCUGCUAUAAAGAAGGGCAAGCCAAUUAUAGAGUCCCAGGCUCCCACAUCCAACUCAACAGUCGGAGAAAAGGUGCAAUCAGUUCCCCUGGCUGCCACAACUUUCUCUUCUCCCCCUGCGCCAGUGCCUCCUCCAACUAGCAUCUCGCCGAUGGCAAUGGUUGUCGAAAUAAAGAAGGAAGAAAAGGAGGAGGAAUGUACUCAAGAGGUCAGUAUCAACACAGCCAAUGACCACAACAAGGACAAGAGGGCAGACAUGGAGGAGGAAGCUGAAGAGAAGUUUGAUAUCCCUUCAAAGUACAGCUAUUUGACUGAAGAGGAUCUGGAUGAAAGUCCAAAGGGGGGGCUUGACAUCCUCAAGUCCUUGGAGAACACAGUGACCUCAGCCAUCAACAAAGCCCAGAAUGGAGCUCCAAGCUGGGGUGGAUAUCCCAGCAUCCAUGCAGCCUAUCAGCUCCCAAAUAUUAUGAAGCUAUCUCUUGGGACCUCUGGAAAGAGCUCCCCCCUUAAAUAUAUGUUUCCUGGAGGUGAGAUCCUCUCUCCUACUGGCAAGAGUCAACCCCUUAUUUCCCCUCCCAGCUGCCAGACCUCUCCACUGCCUAAAAACAACUUUCAAGCAAUGGAGGAGCUUGUUAAAAAAGUGACAGAGAAAGUAGCUAAGGUUGAAGAGAAAAUGAGAGAUCCCAGUAUGAUUGCGAGUGAUAUACCUCUGAGGAGAACCCCACCUUCACCCUGCAUCAGUGAGGCAGAAGAAACAACCCGAAGAGAGUCACCCAAAAGAAACAAAGCAGAGGACCGCAAAACUCCUGAAAAUACAGGUGAUCGGGAAACAGUAUCUGAGGAUAACAGAACAAGCCAAAAAGAUGCCAAUAGUAGUGCUUCCACAAAGCAGUCUGGGGAGAAUGGAGUGGAGUCCACUGCUGUAACACCCCCACUGCCUGCCUCUCUGCGUGGCAGUACGGCCAUUAUUACAGACCACCCACCUCCCGAACAGCCAUUUGUCAACCCUCUCAGUGCUUUACAAUCAGUGAUGAACGUCCACCUGGGGAAGGCCGCUAAGCCUGCACUGCCAUCGCUUGACCCCAUGAGCAUGUUGUUUAAGAUGAGCAACAGCCUGGCAGAAAAAGCAGCAGUGGCCUCCUCCACCCCACCGGCUCACACCAAAAAGGCCAAUAACGACCAUUUAGAUCGCUACUUCUACCAGCAACAUCUAAACGACCAACCUAUAGAUCUCACCAAAGGAAGAAAUGCUGAUAAAGGCACUAACGGUGGUUCUUUAAGUUCAACUACUCUUUCUUCUACCAACUCCACCCCAUCAAUUUCUCCAUCUUCUGCAGUCACUAUGACAAAGGCCUCCGCCACAGUAGCUUCCUUCAUGUCAAACUCACCUUUGAGAGAAAACGCCCUGUCGGAUAUCUCUGACAUGCUAAGGAACCUGACAGAAAGCCAAGCUCUGUCCAAGUCUUCCACACCAACCAGUCAGUCCGAGCGCUCUGACAUUGAAGGUGCCACGCAAGAAGAAAUCGAAGAUGUUUCUCCUGCUCAGAAGCGCAAAGGCCGCCAGUCUAACUGGAACCCUCAACACCUCCUUAUACUACAGGCCCAGUUUGCUUCCAGUUUGAGACAAACAAAUGAUGGCAAAUACAUGAUGUCUGACCUGAGCCCACAGGAUAGAAUGCACAUCUCCCGUUUCACAGGCUUGUCAAUGACUACAAUAUCCCACUGGCUGGCUAAUGUUAAGUACCAGUUGAGAAGAACCGGUGGCACCAAGUUCUUGAAAAACUUAGAUUCAGGCCACCCAGUGUUCUUCUGCAGUGACUGCGCCUCCCAGAUUCGCUCACCAUCCACCUACGUGAGCCACCUUGAAUCCCACUUAGGCUUUCGUCUCCGAGACCUUGCUAAACUUUCUGGGGAGCAGCUGCUCAGUCAGAUAUCACAGCAACAUCAUCACCAUCGUCACUCCAAAGGACUCUCCGAAAAGCUGUUUUCUAGUCUGCACCCAUCCAGCCACCCGCUGCCAUCUUCCCUUCCGACCUCCGUGCCGGCAUCGUUACCAGUCUCACUCUCCUCGUCUUUAUCGGCGUCUUUGCCUUCGACUGAAUCUCCAACUUCCACUCCUGAUGAUGAUGAAACUGGCGCAGUCUACCAGUGCAAGCUCUGCAACCGGACUUUUGCGAGCAAGCAUGCAGUUAAACUUCACUUGAGCAAGACGCAUGGAAAAUCCCCUGAGGACCAUCUGAUGUAUGUGUGUGAGCUGGAGAAACAGUAGCACUGUACGAUGCGAGGCUUUUUACAGUACAGAUGACUUUCCUGCUGUCUCACUCUUUAGUCUUUGACAGACAUUAAAAGAGGAGCAUAACAAGAGAAAACUGCACAAAGAUGCCACUUAACUACUGCUAAGAGUGUUGGCACAUUGUUUUUAACUUGUGUUGUUCGAGUUUUUCUGUUGUUUGGCGGUUUUUUGUUGCUUUUUUCAUGUGAGGAAGACCUUUUCCAGCCCUAAUCUCUUCUUUUUACCAGUCUUCUCUGACUAAAGUAGAUUCAUACUUGAAGCAUUUUUUACCUGAUAAAAAGAUAAAGUUAAAUGAAGGUAUAAGAGAUCCUAAAAUUGUGUGAUUGGUUUUUCUGUGUUGAAAAGAAAUUAGGGUUAUUGAUAGUUUUUGCUGCAUGCAUAUCAAUAAAACCAUCUUGUUAAAUAUUUUAUAUCUAGAUCUGGUGCAAUUUUACGACGGCGUAUUGUGGUCAUAUUAAAAGAUAUAAAUUAUUUUUAAUUAUAAAAAUAAAGAUAUCAUAUUAGGUCUAUGAGAUCAAAGUCGUAAAAAUAACAAGAAUAACAUUGUAAUAUUACAGAAAUAAAAUAAUAAAUCUACAGGAAUAGAAUUUGAAUAUUAUGAGAUUUAAGUUAAAAUAAUACCAGCAUAAGUCGUAACCUUGUUAAAGUAAAGUCAUUGGGUUUAACAGAACGUAAAUAGUUGCUAAAUAUUAUGAAAAUUAAUUCAUAUUAUGUUGACAACAUUAAAGUCCUAAAACUAAAAGAAUACAUUUGUAAUAUUAUGGAAAUAAAGUAAUUAAAUUUAAUUUAAUCUAUAACAGUAGAAAUGAAACAAUACAGAUUUGUAAUAUUAUAGUGAUACAGUCCUAACAUUACAAAAAUAAUAUAUGAGGUCUAGUAUUAUCUAUUCUAAUAUAGAAGAGAAAUAAAACAUUGCAAGAUUAAAUUCGUUAAAGCUUUUCGUCUUAUUAAUAUUACAUUUUUUUCUCAUAAUAUUUGACGUCAAUACUAUUAUGACUAUUUUCAUCGCGCAGUGACUUUAUUCUUGUAACGUUACUCCUUUCUGGUACCAAUAAAAAUCUUAAUGUCUUAAUAUGGCCAUAAUACUCUGUCCUGUAAUUUCUAUGCCUUUUUGUUCUUUUUUAAUAUUUCACUGCUAAUUGCUUUCUUUUAAAUCCACGAGUCUGCAUUUAAGAUUUAACCUUGUGGGAACUUCAAAGCAUAGAAAUAAAAUAGUUACUGUACAUUAUUUCUGCAUUGCUGGAUGUCAAAACUACCGUGGCGAAUCUCAUCCCAAACGUAAAAGGGUUUGGGAAGCAUUCUUUCUUAGGUGCAAGGAUUUGACCCUGAGCUUCAUUUUAGGACUGGAGGUCUAUACACAAACAUUGUAUGGAGAAGAAAGAAAAUGAAAUAUUUUCCUUUGAUUAAUCAGGGACCUAUAUUAUUCAGGUCUGUGUACAAUAUGUAAAUAAAAACAUCCAGUUAAUUCCUGUUUAAAUUAUGCAUCAUUUCUAUAUUUUUUAAGUUAAAGGGAAAAUGACUAUUUGCAGGUGCACACUAUAUGAAGACAUAAACUUGUUUUGCACAAUAGUUUUAUAAAGGUGUCAUGUAAUUGAAAAUCCUGGGGGGGGAAAAAGAGGUAAAAGUGCAAAUCUUUUCAAUCUCAGCUCCUGCUAAAAAAAAAAAGUUUUUGUUUUUUUUAAAGCGGAGACGGCUGUAAAAACGUGCCCUUGUAAGAACGCUCAAAUAUGAAUAUGGUUGUACAAAAAGAUGUUCCUUUAUGAAUAUAUUUCCUGUGUAAACUGUUAUUUAAAAGCACUCUUGGUUGUUUCAUAUUGCUGAAUGCCUGUUUGAUUGGUCCUCUGUUUUUUUUUUUUUUUUUUUUUUUUUUUGUUCUGUCUAAUUACUCUGCCGUGAUUCCACACUGCAGCUUUAUCUUUUUGGGAUAUGAAAGGUAACCAUGGUUACUCUAACCUCUUGAGUGACAAGUUCUGCUACAUUUUUUGGCACUUCAUUUACUGAAGUAACUGACAACUGCCAGAAAAAAAUAAUAAUGAUAGUGAUAAUAAAUAAUGACGAUAAUGAUAAUAUAAAAAGUACUUCUGUGUAAAAUACGGGCAUGUAAAGGGCACAGACACUUAUGCAUUCUGUGCCGUUCGUCUUUUCCAUUUUUUUUCAUUUCAUUCUUUGGUUUUUCUGUUGUUGUUGUUCUUGACAAUGAAUCCCCAUUAUAUGACUUCGUAUAACCUUGUUUUCUACUGCAGCAUUAAAAAAAGAAACUGUUUUUUGCAA
Messenger RNA from Cyprinodon tularosa, 7143 nucleotides. RefSeq names its product teashirt zinc finger homeobox 3b (gene tshz3b). Gene Ontology annotation, biological process: regulation of transcription by RNA polymerase II. The transcript has 3 exons. The coding region runs from base 1168 to 4848 and encodes 1226 amino acids. NCBI's taxonomy places the organism in Eukaryota, Metazoa, Chordata, Actinopteri, Cyprinodontiformes, Cyprinodontidae. Gene Ontology annotation, molecular function: DNA-binding transcription factor activity, RNA polymerase II-specific; DNA binding. Gene Ontology annotation, cellular component: nucleus. The record is from RefSeq and is a predicted model, not a curated record.